UGGAGGCAAACCCACCGGAAGCAGGACGUUCUAUUUUUUGAUGGCUAAGCAAAAAGUAGUGUUAUUUUUCUAACCAUUUUCUCCUCUAAACUGAAGAAAAUGGAUUAUCGAUACUUGGCAACGUGUAGUAAACUCUUAUUUUAAAAGCCAUGGCGUUUUACUAUGUAAGAGUUUGGUUUCCGUCGUCCUCGUGGAUGUACUUUGUUUACCGACUGCUAGCCAUGCUAGCCAUAAACGAUGCAAGGUUCGGAUGAAAAUUGUUUUGGUGUUAAAAACGGACGCCGACUGCUAAUUACAGGAUGAUCGAGGUGGUGGCUUCCAUGGCUCGAGGUCCCGUCUUUCUGGCCGGGGAGCUCAUGGAAUGUCUCAUCACUUUCAGGAAUCCCAUGUCGCACCUUUCCACUUCUGCCAGCAGUGAGAUGUUGGCGUGGGCCAGUGCUCAGAUCCACUGUCAGUUUCAUGCCAGCGAGAGUAAAGUCAAUCUGCCUAACCGGGUCAACAAGCAAGAUGUCCAGGCGGACAGUGACACCGUUCUCAUUCCCAACAGAGGUGAACGAGGUCAAUGCGUCCUGGACACGCCGCCGAAGAUUCUGUUCUGCGAUCUGUGUCUAGAUCCUGGAGAGAGUAAAACCUAUUCGUACAGCGAGUACGUACCCGUCGACGGUCCUCCCAGUUUCCGCGGGCAGUCCGUCAAGUAUGUUUACAAACUGACCAUCGGCUGUCAGAGGGUCAACUCUCCCAUCAAACUUUUAAGAGUUCCCUUCAGAGUUUUGGUUCUGCAGGGUAUGCCAGAACCCUCGUUUCCUCAGGAUGAGGAAGUUUCCCCCUCUAACCCGUUCCUUGAGGAAGAGGAAGCCAGUCGGCGGGAUGCGCGGCCUUUGGAGAGGGCGCUCGACAUGCUAAUGAUCUCCACAUCCAGACGUUGCCCCCACAUGUUCAACAUCACCAAUGUGCGAGGAAAAGUGGCAAAGUUCUGCAUUUUCAAGACCCUCUACAGACUCGGAGAGGACAUCAUCGGCACGUUUAAUUUCUCUGAAGGCGACAUUCCCUGUUUGCAGUAUUCAGUGAGCCUCCAGAGCGAGGAGGAGAUCGCGCAGGAGUAUCAGCGGCGCCCCGGCCAGCCUCUCGCCGUGACCGGACACGGACGUCAUUUGGAAUCCUGCUUGCACACGGCGUCCAGUCACUUCUCACUCCCCGUUCCCCUCAACGUCACGCCGGGCUUCGGCACAGAUGUCGUAACACUGCGCUGGCGCCUGCACUUUGAAUUCGUCACUGCACGGGAGCCCGCCGAGCCCCCCGUGGUGUUUCAGAACGAGUCCAAGGCGACAGUGUGGUCCGGUGCCGAGCAUGUGGAAGUGGACACUUUUAGCUGGGACCUGCCCAUCAAGAUCUUGCCUACCAACCCGGCUUUGGCGUCCUACGAGUCCCAGUUCACUGGGACGAACCGGAUCAACAUUUAAACAGAAACAUUGCCCAAUUUUUAUAGAAAAAUUCUCAAUUGUACACCUGAAAUUAACAUCCUGAUUAAAAGUGUGAUUGAAAGUGGA
Messenger RNA from Corythoichthys intestinalis (scribbled pipefish), 1547 nucleotides. RefSeq names its product GP1 homolog, RAB6A GEF complex partner 1 (gene rgp1). The coding region runs from base 300 to 1460 and encodes 386 amino acids. The transcript has 9 exons. NCBI's taxonomy places the organism in Eukaryota, Metazoa, Chordata, Actinopteri, Syngnathiformes, Syngnathidae. Gene Ontology annotation, cellular component: Golgi membrane; Ric1-Rgp1 guanyl-nucleotide exchange factor complex. Gene Ontology annotation, biological process: retrograde transport, endosome to Golgi. The record is from RefSeq and is a predicted model, not a curated record.